Chelonus insularis is the source of this 11320-nucleotide messenger RNA. RefSeq names its product ankyrin-3-like. Bases 298 to 10998 code for a protein of 3566 amino acids. Lineage: Eukaryota; Metazoa; Arthropoda; Insecta; Hymenoptera; Braconidae. The record is from RefSeq and is a predicted model, not a curated record. Gene Ontology annotation, molecular function: protein binding. The transcript is spliced from 24 exons.
CACUAAUCAUUCAAGGUGUCGCGUAGGAAUCAAAGACAUCCCCUUCUUUACCAGUUAUAAUGAGUAAAAGAGUCACGGGGUGGCUCCUUGCUUAUUAGAUCCUUGUUAAUUAUUUUUUGGUGCAUGCCUAUUAGUUUUAAUGAUAGUUUGUUAAGUCAUAUUAUUUGAUAGAAAGUGAAUAAAAGUUCAGAUAAAAAAUAGUCAAACCAGGAUAGAGUAAAUAUCAGAAAAGCUGGAAAUAAUACUUUCUGAAACACGGAGUUGUCUCAACGUCAAUCACGAGACACCGACUCCACGAUGGUAACAGACAGUACAAGCCAGACUGACGAUACGACAGUGUUUCUUCGAGCUGCUCGGUCUGGUAAUCUGGAAAAAGUUAUUAAAUAUCUAGAUGCUGAUCUUGAUAUCAAUAUAGCCAAUUCUAAUGGACUAAAUGCUUUGCAUUUAGCAUCUAAAGAUGGGCAUGUUGAAAUAGUGACGGAAUUAUUGAAAAGAGGAGCAAAAGUUGAUGCUGCAACAAAAAAAGGAAAUACUGCACUGCAUAUUGCAUCAUUAGCUGGUCAAAUUGAUGUUGUCAAUAUUUUAAUUCAAUACGGAGCAGCAGUGAAUACUCAAUCUCAAAAUGGCUUUACUCCUUUAUAUAUGGCUGCCCAAGAGAACCAUGAUCAAGUAGUUAAAUUAUUGCUAUCGAAUGGUGCCAAUCAAAGUUUAGCAACAGAAGACGGAUUUACACCACUUGCUGUAGCUAUGCAACAAGGUCACGAUAAAGUAGUUAGUGUAUUACUUGAAAAUGACUUGAAAGGAAAAGUCAGGCUUCCAGCAUUACACAUUGCUGCGAAAAAAGAUGAUUGUAAAGCAGCUGAUCUACUCCUACAAAAUGAUCACAAGCCUGAUGUAACUUCUAAAAGCGGCUUUACGCCGCUACACAUUGCAGCACACUAUGGGAAUGAAGAAAUAGGUCGAUUAUUAAUAAAAAAAGGUGCAGACGUAAAUUAUGUAGCAAAGCACAACAUCAGUCCAUUACACGUGGCAGCAAAAUGGGGGAAAAACAAUAUGGUCAAACUUCUUUUAGAAAAUUCAGCAAUGAUUGAUGCUAAAACGAGAGAUGGAUUAACACCACUUCAUUGUGCUGCUCGAUCAGGACAUGAGGAAGUUGUUUCAACCUUGCUUGAACAUUCAGCACCUAUUAGUGCUAGAACAAAGAAUGGUCUAGCACCUCUUCACAUGGCAUCUCAAGGUGAUCAUGUAGAUGCUGCGAGGGUAUUAUUAUACCAUCGAGCUCCCGUUGAUGAAGUGACAAUCGAUUACCUAACAUCACUUCAUGUAGCAGCCCACUGUGGUCAUGUACGAGUCGCUAAAUUACUUCUCGAUCGAAAAGCUGAUCCCAAUGCUCGUGCUCUCAAUGGAUUUACUCCUCUUCAUAUUGCAUGCAAGAAAAAUCGAAUUAAAAUUGUUGAACUUUUGUUAAAACAUGGUGCAUCAAUCGAAUCAACUACGGAGUCUGGAUUAACACCUCUACAUGUAGCCAGUUUUAUGGGAUGCAUGAAUAUCGUUAUAUUCUUACUUCAACAUGAAGCAAAUCCCGAUGUGCCAACUGUUAGAGGUGAAACUCCUUUACAUUUAGCAGCUCGAGCAAACCAAACCGAUAUUAUCCGAAUUUUAUUACGAAAUGGCGCCAAAGUAGAUGCUCGUGCAAGGGAAGAUCAAACUCCCUUACAUAUUGCUGCAAGACUAGGAAAUGUAGAUAUUGUAAUGUUGUUAUUGCAACAUGGUGCAGCAGUUGACAUAACAACCAAAGAUAUGUAUACAGCUCUUCACAUAGCAGCUAAAGAAGGGCAAGAAGAGGUUGCUGCUAUCCUUGUGGAAAAUCAUGCAUCCGUUAAAGCUACGACGAAAAAUGGAUUUACUCCUUUGCAUAUUGCAGCGAAAUAUGGUAAUAUGAACGUAGCGAAAAUACUCUUGCAAAAGGAUAGUGAUAUUGAUGCUCAAGGAAAGAAUGAUGUUACUCCAUUACAUUUGGCAUGUCAUUACGAUCAUCCAAACGUUGCCAACAUGAUUUUGGAGAAAGGUGCAUCACCUCAUUUAGCAUUUCAAAAUGGACAUACACCACUACACAUUGCAGCUCGUAAAAAUCAAAUGGAUAUAGCAUCAACAUUGCUAGAGCAUGGGGCUGAUCCAAACGCACAAUCGAAAGCUGGUUUUACACCAUUACAAUUAAGCGCUCAAAAGGGUCAUUAUGAUAUGACGAAUUUAUUAAUUGAACAUGGAGCUGAUCCAAAUCACAAAGCAAAGAAUGGUUUAACUGCUCUACAUUUGUGUGCUCAAGAAGAUUCUAUUCGUGUAGCAUCAGUUUUGGUAAAAAAUGGUGCAAAUGUUGAAAGUGCUACUGAAUCUGGAUAUAGACCGAUACAUGUUGCUUCUCAUUUUGGAAAUAUAUCGAUGAUUCGAUUUCUUCUUAAGCAUAAUGCACAAAUUGAUGUACGAACUAAACAAAAUUAUACUCCUUUACAUCAAGCUGCACAGCAAGGACAUGCUCAUGUUGUAUCAGCCCUGCUAGAAGAAAAUGCCUCUCAUACAGCAAAGACAACUGAUGAUUUAACUCCUUUGAAUAUAGCUCAAAAAUUAGGAUAUAUCUCUGUCAUGGAAGUACUCAAAGGACUUAGUUAUGAUAGUAAAACUCCAGACAAUAAAACUUGGGAGGAAAAAUACAAGGUUAUUGCACCAGAAAGUUUACAUGAGACUUGCUUUAUGUCAGAUUCAGAUGAUGAAGGAGUUUCAGAUGGAUUAACCAAUGAACAGCCUUACAGAUAUUUAACUGUAGACUUGAUGAAAAGCUUACGGGAUGAUUCAUUACCAAUUGAUGUUACUCGAGAUGAUCCUGUGCAUCGACAACUGUCGAAAGAAGAAAAACAGGAAUUUACUCAGAGUAGUAAUUAUUGUCCUCCAGAGAAUUUCGACUCGACUGAUGGAAUAAAUUUAGGAAGACUAAACUACAGGUCAUUCUUCGUAAGCUUUUUGGUAGAUGCCCGGGGAGGUACAAUGAAAGGUUGUCGAUACAGUGGAAUAAGAAUAAUUGUCCCACCAAGAAGAGCAACUAUGCCUAUUCGGGUGACUUGCAGAUUGGUGAAGUUAAGUAAGGUCCCCAAUCCACCAGCAUUGAUGGAAGGUGAAUCUUUGGCUACUCGAAUAAUUGAAAUGGGACCUGUUGGAGCAUCAUUUCUAGGCCCUGUUUUAAUUGACAUACCUCAUUUUGCAUCUGUUCAUGGCAAAGAAAGAGAAAUAAUAAUACUGAGAAGUGAAAAUGGAGAAACAUGGAAGGAACAUGAUAACUCAUAUGAGAAUGAUGAGUCUCUCUUUAAUACUGCUUAUGAUACGCAAAUGAGUGCAUCACACUGUGGAAGGAUUGUUCGAAUAAUUACAACAGAAUUUCCACAAUAUUUUGCUAUUGUAACACGAAUCAAACAGGAAGUUCAUGUAAUUGGUGCAGAUGGUGGAAUACUAAUUUCUAGUGUGGCUAAUCAUGUUCAAGCAGUAUUUCCGCCUGGUGCUUUAACCAAGAAAAUUAAAGUUGGAUUACAGGCUCAUGUCAUUCCAACUGAACUCACUGCAAAGUUAUUAGGAAAUUGUGUCGCAGUUUCACCGGUAAUUACCAUAGAACCUAGGAGAAGAAAAUUCCAUAAACCUAUAACUUUAACAAUACCAGUUCCUCAAGCUGCCAGUAAAGGGAUGAUUAAUCAAUAUGAAGGUGAAACUCCGACCCUUCGUUUACUCUGUAGUAUUGCAGGUGGUACAAGUGAAGCUCAAUGGGAAGAUGUCACCGGUUCAACUCCUCUAACGUUUUUAAACAAUCGUGUGUCCUUUACGACCACAGUUUCCGCCAGAUUUUGGCUUAUGGACUGCAGAAAUAUUAGUGAAGUACCUAAAAUGGCUACGGAACUUUAUAAAGAGUCCCUUUUUGUACCGUUUAUAACGAACUUUGUUAUUUAUACCAAACGAUUUGACGUGGUAGAAGCAACUUUGCGUAUUUUAUGUAUGACUGGUGGAAAGGAUGGAUUACAUACACUGGAACAACAAGAAGAAUUUCUGGAAAUUGUGAAGAGUCGUGAUGUUGAAGCUUUAGAUGGAAAGGAAAUCUUCUUAGAAUUUAGUGGUAAUCUUGUACCUGUAACGAAAUCCGGCCAACAGCUCAAGUUCACUUUUAAGGCAUUCCGUCAAAAUAGAUUAUCCUUCCACGUUAAAGUUAAAGAUCCACUUUUGGAUCCUGUUGCACGAAUGAUGUUUAUGCGUGAUCCUAGAGUAGCUAAAGGCGAACCAGCUCAACAGCCAAUUUGUGUUUUAAAUAUCGUUCUUCCAGAAGUCGCCGUUCAAAAAUCUCAAUCAAGAUCGAAAUUAAAAGAAUUAGAUUCUGAAUUUAUGAAUAAAAUGGACCUUUAUAAAACAACAUAUAUGCAAGAUUAUGGAGAAAAACGUGAUAUGCCUAAAUUAACAUCAUCCAACGAACAAGAAAAAAUUGAUGAUAUUGUAGAAAAAAAGAACAAAGAUGCCGCAAUUGUUGAAUCCUUAGCAAAAAAUGUGGCUUGCUCUCUAGAAUCUGUAGAUGCUAGUAAUAUUGAUAAUGCAAAUGAUCAUAAAGACAUGUCACCAACCCUUGAACACCAAACAUAUUCUGAGAAAUUAAGAUUUUGGGAAGAAGUUUCCAAAAAAAGAGAUAGUUAUCAACGAUCAGAAUCUGAAAUUUCUAGAGCUUCUCAAUUAACUAUUAAUGAGACUGACAGUGAAUUUGCGCAAAAUGUUGUUUCAGAAGACAAUGAUGUUAUACUCAAUGAUUCCGAAACCAUGGAAGAGUUAGAUGUUCCUGAUAUUUCUGAGUGUACAGUUGCAGAGAAAGCACACUAUUUUGAAGAACAAAUUCAAAAGGAAAUAGAGACAGCAGUUAAAGUACCAUUCACCAAAACCCCAGGUGGGCAAGACUCCAAAAAAGGUAAACAAAAUAAUAUUGUUGAUCAAACUUCUAUCUUAGAGACUGAAGGAGCUGAUUUGAAAUCUAUCAAGCAUGAUAAAAAUGUUGAAAGUCAAAAAUUAGAGAAGAAAUCAAUGGUAAGUCAGAUUCCGAAGAAGAUAAGUUCUCCUGAAGAAAAUAAAAAGGAAAAUGAAAAAAUAAAAAGUGAACAAAUGGAAGACAAGACUAUUCGUAAAAAAUCCAUGGAUCUUGGUGAACCAGAAGUUAAGAUUAUUGAACAAAAAUCUGAAGUGCGAGUUGAAACGAAAAUCCCAGCUUCUAAAAUUCCUACGAAGGUAAAAACAGAUUCGACAAGUUCUAAAAUGGAUAAUAAAGAGAUUACAAAUAAAUCUGAUACUGUGAAUCUUAUUAAAAAAGAAGUAGAAAGUAAAAUAUCAGGAAUUCCAAUUCCUUCAUCUAAAAAUAAUAAACUUGAAUUGGAUAUGUCACCCAAAGAUAUUGACGAUAAUAAGAAAAAAUCUAAAAUCCCAGUGCAAGUUGUUAGUUCAACAACAAAAAUUGUCGACAAUAAUCAAGGGAAAGAGGCUGUAAUUACUGUGACAGAAACGAAAAUCACUGAAACAAUAUCUCAACAUUAUGAGAAACAAACCACUGAGACUAAAUCACAAUCUCAGACUGUCAUUAAAACAGUAACACAUCCUAAAGAUUCAUUUGAGUCCAUUGAAGAAAUUAAAAUAACGAGUGAACCUGAAUCUACAAUAACUUCUAAAGUUAAUCUUGAAGAGACGAAAAAGGUUGCAGAAAAGGAAAUUAUUUCAUCGCAAAUAUCUAAAGAUGAUACUAAAAUAUUAAAACACGAAGAAAGAGACCAUGAAUCAAGUGAGAAAUUAUCAGAAUCCAAAGUGACAACGGAAAAGAAAGAUGAAACUCUUGAAGAUAAAAUAACUCGUUCUGAAAAGUCAGACAAAAAUGGAGUCAAAGAAAUUUUAAUUGAGGUUGCAGAUGGAAAACAAACUAUUAGUGCAGCUGCUUCUCAAGGUAUGAAAAUAUUAAAAGAUGAAAUUAGGUCAGAAAGGUCUGAAGAUAGUGAGAAAAUUGUCGUACAAGAGACAGAAGCGAAGAUGCUAAAAGAGCGUGAGGUAGAUACAGCUAUAACUAUGGAAAAAAGUGAGUCACAAGCAGAUGAAAAAUCAGAUAUUGAUACAUUUAAUUUAGACAAGAGCUUUGAAGAUGAAUUGAAGGCUGCUGUGGUUCGUGAAGAAUCUAGGGAAGAGUAUUCAAAUAGGUCUGAUAUUAAUGUAUAUUUACCUAAGGAAUCUACAGAAAACAUAUCACGUGAAGAAAGCUUUGCUGAAGAAAUUCCUGAAGAACUUGGUAAUCAUAACGUAAACAUUGCUGAUAAGAAUGAAGUUCGUAAUAUUGCUGAGAGCUUGAUACAGUCAAUUGAAAAUGAAAUAAUUAAGAGAUCUGAAAGUUCUCAGGGAAUAAAACUUGAUUUCGAUUAUGAGAAAAAUGAUACUGAAAAAGAAAUGGAAUCUAAUGAUUUUGAUGAAAGAUUAGCUGACAAUUUAAAUCAAAAAUUAACGUCUCUAAUGAAAGACCAAGGAAUGGAAGAUUUUGAACAAGGGAUUAUCGGACACGAUAAAAAUUCUACUCACCAGAGCUCUAGUAUAAGUGAAGAUAUAACGAAAGAAGAGGAAGAAGAUUUGUCAUUUGAUAAAAAAGAAACUGAAGAAAGUGUUUUGCUUUCAUCAUCUCAAGUUAAAGUACUGGAUAAAGAUGUGACAAUCAGUCUCAGUAGUAUGUCUGAUCAAAUAGAGCUUGAAGAAUCUCUUGAAUCUGAAAAAUAUCAACUUGAACGUCAUUUAAGUGGAUUACCUGAUGAAAUUAAAGUUGCAGAAGAGUACAUUGAACAUCCACAAGAAUUGGUAAUGCCUAUAAAAUAUGAAACAUCUGAAGAUUCUGGUGCUCGAGUGUUACAAAUUCUAGAGCCUGGUGUAAAUAUUUUCGAAACUGCGCAGAGUUUCAUGCCUGAAGCUGAAGAUCAAGAGUAUGUACCAGACGAUGAAGAACACUCGUUAGAUGAGAAAUAUAUGAAGGAUUUAGAGUUUAAUAAACUCCAUGAGAGUGAGGCGAUGGAGCACUUGGAUAAGCUGGAUAAAAUUUGUAAUAUAGAAAAACCGGUAAGAUCUCGGUUACAAUCAUCAGUAUCAGAACCUUCAGUUGUCCGCGAGAAGAAAGAGAUAGAUCAUGAAUUCUUUGAAUCUAAAAGAGCUGAAAAAUUGAAAGUCAAAGAACUAGAAAUUCCUCAGAUAACAUGGUCGAUUGGGGAUGAGAAAAUUGGAAUCGUUGAAACUUUAGAACCUUCAGAAGCGUUUGAUAAAGAACUUGAUGAGCUGCAGUCAAGUUUAAAUAAACAAAAAGACUUAAUUUCUCCUCAUGAAGAGAUUAAACAAGAAGAUUCUGCGAAAGAUUUAGAAAAAGAGAUAGUUUUUUCUGCUGAUACAGCUAUUGAAGAUGUUGAAGGAGACAUUGAAGUUAGAUUAUCACCUGAUUUAAGUGAUACAAUGAUUGAGCCAGAAGACAAUAAAAUUGAGGCUCAAUUAGUUGAGAAUAAACUUGAUAUAAGUUGCCAAGAAUUAGUUGCCACACUUCAAAGAGAGUAUGAGACAAAGACACCAACUGAUGAGCCCAUUCCUUUAACUCCAAGAAGAAUGUCUGACAGUAUAGAAACAUUAGAUUUUCCUAAAGUCAAUGAACAGACUAUUUCUGAACCUGUGCGUGAAUCUACUCUCGAGUCUACUCCUAGUCAAUUGGAUUCCUCUAAAAUUGAGGAUCAAUCUAUUCCUGAACCUCCACCUAGUGCAGUUGAUGAAAAAGUUGAAAGUGAGACAAUUAAAAAAGAAGAAAAAGUUCAAGUAGACAAGAAAGAAACAAGUCCUUUACAAAAAUCGCCCAAAAAAGACAAACAAAAUGAAAGUUUUACAGAAAGUACAUUUAAAAGUUAUAAAGAAUCUUUUUCACAUAUAACUCAGUCGUUCGAUGAUUCUAAAAGACAUCCAGAAAAGUUAGUUGAUAUUAAAGAACACUUAUCAUACGGGGCUUCCAUUGAUUCUGCUAGCAUGAAGUUGAAAAAAGAAGAUUUAUCGAAUGUAGACUUGAGUUCGAAGUAUGCAAUAACGGUUCUGGAUCAAGUAGUAAAAAGAGAAAUUGCAGAAGUGAAGGAAUCAUUGGAAGCAGCUAAACAGGAUCUUAUUGAAGAAUUGAAUGAACAGAAUCAGCCAGUUCAAAUUAAAGAUUCACCAUCUGAGUUCCAGUUCAAACUCCAGCCAGAAUCUAUACCUAACGAUCUUCCUUUUUUAUAUAAAGCUCCAUCGGUAGAGCAAAUGACCGAACAAGAAGAACAGUAUUCUCAACUUCCUACAGAUACACAGAAAAGAGAUGAUGAGCAAGAAGAAGAUAGUUUUACUGAUUCGAAUGUACUCUCGAGCGAUAUAAAAGUUGAUAUUCAAGAUGUAGAAGUUAGUCUAGAUACUUCUUCAGCACCGGUUCCAGCUAGUCGGUCUAGUUCAGACAUUGAAAAUAAAGAAGAUGGUUCAAGUUCUUUAUCGAUUCCACCUCAGCCAGUUCCAAGAAGGCGUCAAAAACCAACAAGAAUCUCGAAGGCAAUUUAUUCUGAACGAGAAGGAGAAUCUAGUUCUGGAGAAAGUAGUAAUUAUCAAUCUUGUGAUUAUGAAAGUGGAAGUCGACCAAGCUCUUCAGAUGUAGAAGCACUUCAUUCUGCUGCAGGUAUUCUUUCAGGAACCGCUUCAGAAUAUGAAACUGCUUUGAUGUCUAUAGAACACACGACAUCUAAACCAACAUCUCAAGAUUAUCAAAGUGCAGUAUCGACAUUAAGCUCACAUGAAUCGAUGAAAUCAUUAAAUUCAUUGAGCUCAGGUCAUUUAGGAAGUAUUGAUAGUACAAGUGAGUUAACAGAGACUCUAGUGGCGUCUGAAUCAGAUAAAGAAGAUGAAAUUAAUGAGAAUCUAGAUAUGGCACUAGAAGGAGUAGACCAAAGAGAAAAAUCGAUUUCUCCUGAAAGUGAUGUAGAGCAAGAUGAAUUAAUGGUGGAUGAUAAUAUUGCUGGUACAAUACCAACUAAAAUGAAACGAUCAUCUGAAAUGCUAUUCCAACAUAUAUCAGAUGAUACAGAAUCUUUCGUAGUGCCUGAAGGAUUUGAUGGUUUUACUGAGGAAGAUAGUAAACAGCAAUCAGGAAAAACAAUUUCUAGUCUUGUAGUUAAUAGAGAUGAUGAUGAUAAAACAUCUAUUACAGAUGUUAUAUCUGAUCAAAUAGCUGUUGAAGAAAGUUCAUCUUCACCGGAAGUUAAAUUAAAUUCCAUUGAAGCACAAUUAACAGGUGAUGAUGUGUCAGAAUUAAAAAUGACUACUUUGAGUGCAGAAGAUGCUGAAGCUUUGUUAUUAUCUAAGAGAUCUGUUCUUCAACAAGCCAGCAUGUCAACUUCUUCAACUUCAGGAAUGUCUGUUGAAACUGUUAUUGAACGAGAAAGACCAGAUAGACAUUCUCCAGAUAGCGAUUCAUUUGAGUUAGUGGAUAAACCAGAUAUUAUCGAUGAUUUCGUUGUGAUUGAAGAGGUAGGAAGAGAAGCUAAAGAGUUUGAUGCAGAAGGAAAAAGUAUAUCAAUUAAAGUGACACAUCAUACAACUAUCAAGAAAUUUGAUCGUGACAUAGAGAAUUUAAUUACCGAUAAAAAGCAAGAAGGUGAACCUUCAAGUAAACCUAUUAGUACCACCGAAGUUUUUGAUUUCGAAUCAGAAGAAAGUCCUCCUCAAGCUUCUAAUGAGGAUCAGUAUUCACAGCAGUCUUAUUCCGAUGAUGAAACAGAAGCAAAAAAAUGGAUGGAGAUGCAAUUCCAAGCAGAUGCAAGAGCUUAUGAGUUAGAAUGUGAGCGUGGACCUCUUGAAGAUAUAAAAGAAGAAGAAAUAACUGAUUUUGAAGCUGGUUCCAGUAGAUUUGGAAGCCUCGGUAGUCAUAAAGGUUCAAUAGGAAGCAGUGGAAGCAUGAAAGGUAGCUACGGAAGUACAGAAUUUGAUGUUUUGGCAGGAAAAAAAAUGUUCGCAAAGUCCAUCGAGCAUGAUAACAUUUCUAUGAAUUCUUUACAAGAAUUUGAAAACUUGGAAAGUGCUGUAAUCGGUGCUGAUGGCACAAGAAGAUUUCAAUGUGGUUCACAAGAUUCUGUCAAUAACGGAAGCUUACCUCGACGUUAUAUCUCAGGUCGCUCCGGUCAUGGUGAUGAUAUUUCUGUGUCAUCAUUAAAAGAUUUUGAAGGUUUAGAAAAGGCUUGUAGAGAGGCGCACAUGAUCGAACUCCGAGCUAAAGAAGAAGAAGAUUUAUUAGAGCAUGAGAGUCCAGAGAAUAGAUAUAGGCUUGAAAAUUUAACUAAACCAAAACCAGUUGAACCAAGUACGUCAUUUAAUCCUAGUACUUCAGGCUCUGAUGAUUACGAGAAAAGAAUAAUGGAGAUUGAUGAGAUUAUUAGAAUUGCACAAGCAAAUGUUGAAAAGUUUGAUCGACAAGAUGAUACAACUGAGGAUAUUUCUCAAAUAGAAAUAACUGAUGCUGAAAAAGUUGAAACUGCUGCCACUAAUUUGAUGUCAACUGCAAGUGAGAUAGCUCAAAUAACUCGUGAAACAAAUAUCAUGGAAACUAGCACAGAUUCUUUAGAGCUUGAAAACAAUACUGAAAAACAAAAUAACUUGAUGUACAAAAGCUCUGACUCACUUGAACUGAAAACAACAAUAGACCUCCCAUCAUUGAGUUAUUCAGAUUCGUUAAAUAAUGUUCGAGAAUCACAAGUUGCAGAUAAGUUUAAUAGUGCUAGGCGUAUUUCAUCGGAUUCAUUAGAAGCACCAGUUCUUGAUCAUCCGGAAACUGUUCAAUCGGAAACCACUGAGUCUAGUAGUAAUGGUAGUCAAUCUAAUGAUAAAAUCACGAAGAAUGGCAAAGCUGCUUCGAUAGCUACCACUAAAUCUUAAAUAUAAGUUGAGGUGAAAUAAAAAUUAACCACACUAUGAUUUAUUGAAAUUGCUAUAAUACAGCUUGAAAAGCUUUAAUUUUAUAGACAUGAAUGCAACAUGAAAUUUGAUAUUUGCUGGGCUUGUAGAAGAUAAAAUUGUAUUGUGAACAUUAUAUAUUCAUUUAUCAUAUCGUCUAAUACACGCAAUUGAAUGAAAACAAAAUUAUUUCAAUAAUUUUAUGAUGUUACAAACAUUUUAAUGUUUGUUACUUAAUUAUUGAGAUAUUAAAAUUUUUUUUAUAUAAUUGAAUCGAACAUAAGUAUUAAAGUCUGACUGUGAG